GAUGUCAGGUAUCCAUGAAGUGAAGAAAUAACGACGCGCAGUGACGGUGACGGCGGUGACGCGCGGAAUUGCGUUCAUCGGCCGUGUAGACGAACCAUGAGGGACCCUGAUCUGCUGACGGAUCUUCCGGAAUUAUCAAUUGAUUCGCCCGAGAUGGAUCUUAAUAUUCAUCCGGAGAGACAAAGAUUCCCUUUCUGCAUUGUUUGGACUCCAUUGCCAAUUAUAACAUACUUUCUGCCCUUUAUCGGACAUAUGGGCAUUGCAACAUCAACGGGAGUGAUAAGAGAUUUUGCUGGCCCUUAUCAUGUCUCGGAAGAUGACAUGGCGUUUGGUAAGCCCACCAAAUAUUGGCAACUGGAUUAUACCAAAGCCAAGGGAGGCAUACAGGAAUGGGACGCUGGUGUAGCGGAAGCUAGUGAAAUUUACAAAACUAGAAUGCACAAUCUAUGCUGCGACAAUUGCCAUUCGCACGUAGCGACAGCUUUAAAUUUGAUGUCAUACGAUAAUUCUACCAGCUGGAACAUGGUAAAACUUGCAUUUCUCAUGCUGCUUCAUGGGAAAUAUUGUUUUGGGUUUUCUUAAGACCUGGUUACCUUUCUGCAUACUCGUCACGGUUGCACUGAUAUUAAGUUUGUGUGUAUAUUAAUUUUAAAUCGUUUAUAACUGUGAUUGUAAUAAUAUUAAUAUAUAAUAUUAUUAUACAGCAAUUGUAAGGUAUUGUAAGUUAUUAUCAAUUUGAAAUGUAUUUGAUUUGUUGUUUGAGCUCUAUCUCAUAAUACAUUUUACAGAAAUUUCAGUCAAGUGAAGAUAUCCUUAACUAAAGAUGUAAUGAAAAUAUACUGACAGAUUUUUAAACAUG
Messenger RNA from Ooceraea biroi (clonal raider ant), 859 nucleotides. Its product is annotated as transmembrane protein 222. The record is from RefSeq and is a predicted model, not a curated record. NCBI's taxonomy places the organism in Eukaryota, Metazoa, Arthropoda, Insecta, Hymenoptera, Formicidae.